UGAUUUGGGGGGCUUAGGAUCAAAUGUGAAAGGUUUAGGACUGACUGGAGGGGUUUAGGAGCAACUGGGGGAGUUCAGGACCCUCUGGGUGGGGUUUAUGAUCAAUGAGGAUCAUUCCGCUGCUUCUGAAGCCAGGAAGGGCCCGGUAAGAACCGGGCAGGUCCCUCCCAGUCCUUCCCAGUCACGCCAGGGGCGCGGCCAAAACUCCCUGGAGUGAGGGCAGAGGUCCUGGAGCAGUCCAGGUCCCAAUCUUGGUCUCGGUCCCAGAGCGCUCCUGCUGCUGAUUCCGGAGUCGAUCUCAGUCCCAGAGCAGUGCUGGUCUCAGUUCUGAUGUCAGUCUUGGGUUUGAUGCUGGUGCCAUUUCUGGUGCUGAUCUCAGUCUUGGUUCUGGCCCCGGAGAUCUUAGGCCCAUUUGGAUGACUUUAGGCUAGACUUGGUGGUUUUAGGGUGGAUUUCAGGACCCUGUGGGUGUUGUUAGGCCAAACCAGGCCCUUUAAGGGCCGUGCGUUGCUUUGGCCACGCCCCUUUCCCCUCACAGUUCCCGCCCUUUCCUUGACCCCGCCCCCACAGUUCGGGGCUGGGAACGGGGGAGGAGGAGGAGAGAGGAGGAAGAGGCGGAGCGGCAGCAGGGAGCAGGAGGAGAAGGGCAGAGGAGGCAGAGGCGGCUCCAGCGCUCCCUGAACUCGAAGCAGGUCCAGAAACAUCACCUGGAUCCCGCAGGUACAAGGAGCUGAGCAUGGAGAGCAGGGAGGACAAAGGCAGCCAGAGAUGGAGCCAGAGUUCAGAGCUGGUGGUCCAUGAGCAGCUUCCUGAUGGGGAGAAGCCCCACAAGUGCUUUGGGUGUGAGAAGAGCUUCAGCUGGCGGUGCCACCUGCUCCGCCACCAGAGGAUCCACACAGACGAACGGCCCUACGAGUGUGGGGAAUGUGGGAAGAGCUUCAGGAAGAGCUCCCAGCUGACUGCCCACCAGAUGAUCCACACUGGGGAACGACCCUAUGAGUGUGGGGAAUGUGGGACGAGGUUUCAGAACAACUCCAACCUGAUCCAGCACCAGAUGAUCCACACUCGGGAGAGGCCCCAUGAGUGUGGGGAAUGUGGGAAGAGCUUCAGGUCACACUCCCAGCUGGUCUGUCACCAGAGGAUCCACACUGGGGAACGACCCUACGAGUGUGAGGAAUGUGGGAAGAGCUUCAGGUGGAGAAGUGGCCUAAACCUUCACCAAAAGAUCCACACUGGGGAGAGGCCCUACAAGUGUUCCGAGUGUGGGAAGGGCUUUCUGACCAGCACUCAGCUCCUUGUACAUCAGCAGAUUCACUCAGAGGAGACUCCAUUCCACUGCCCCGACUGUGGGAAGGGUUUCAAGAGGAAAUCCACCCUCAAGAAGCACCAACUCAUCCACACAGGCGAGAGGCCCUACGAAUGUGAUAAAUGCAGGAAGCGGUUUCAGACCAGCACCAAUCUCCUCCUGCACCAGCGCACACACACAGAGGAGAGGCCCUUCCGCUGCCCCGUCUGUGGGAAGGGAUUCAAGGAGAACUCCACCCUCAAGCAGCACCGACGCAUUCACACUGGGGAGAGGCCCUACGAGUGUUCCGAGUGUGGGAAGAGGUUUCCCACCAGCUCCCAUCUCCUCCAACACCAGCGGAUUCACACGGAUGAGAGGCCCUUCCGCUGCCCCGACUGUGGGAAGGGCUUCAAGCACAACUCCACCCUCAAGAAUCACCGGCGCAUCCACACCGGGGAGAGGCCCUACGAGUGUCCUCAGUGUGGGAAGAACUUCUCCAGGAGCUCAAACUUGACCCAACACCAACAGAGCCACCAGUAAGGGAAGCCCUGUGAGUGCCCCCAGUGCGCAAAGAGCUUCAUGUCCUGCUCCAGCUCCAUCCCCCACUGGAGGAUCCACAUUGGAUAGAGCCCUGGUGACCCACAUUCCCUGUGAUCCAUGUUGGGAAGACAUCAUGCUGGUUAUCCUUUUGUUUUGGCUUUCAUUUUUUUCUAACAUCUUCAUCUGUUAAAAAGAGCCAAAACAGUGUUGAAAAGAAAGAAAUUGAGAAAAGAUGUCUAAUGUCCCACCAUUUCCAAGAUACAUCAGGGGGAAUGUAGGAUUUGGGGCCAUAUUCUGGAGGAUUUGUGUGUUCUUCAGGGAUUUUGUCAGUGUUCGCCUUCUCUUUGCACUUCAAAUCCAAGAGGAAUUGAUCUGUCACAUCACAACCCAUUAAAUUCCAUUGAAAACUACUCAAUCUUACCCCAAAAGGGCUGAAUUCCAGCUCAUAAUUACUUGUACCCACCUCAGAAAAAUUCAGUCCUAUGCCAAAGUUACUGAAUUCCACAGCUGCCAGGGUGAGAUGGGGUUGGAAGGAGAUCAAGAGAAGUGGGAUCCAAAUUUGGAGUGGUGAGAUCGGGAUUGUCUGGUGCUGGGUGGGUAGGAUGUGUUUUGAUAGUAAAUCAAACUUUGAGAGUUCUUCAUUUCUGUCCCAUUCAUUUUCAGUCAGUGUCAGUUCUGUUCUCACAGUGCCACCUUCUCAGCUGAUUGUGUUGGUGUCCUCCUUUCUCUCCUGCCUCUCUCUGCCUGCUCUUUGUCUCUCAGUGUCUCCCUUGAGCCAGGGCAGUGUUGUGAGAAAGGAGCAGAGUAUCAAACAGGCAUCAGUACAGUUAGGUUUGAUCUCUAUUCCUUGUAUUCUACUUUUAUCAAGUUACAGAAAGGAAAGCAAGCACAGCUAAACAGUUGGUGAUUGGCUAAAAGUACAUAUACAUUAAAUUAUUGUUCAUUGGUCCA
Messenger RNA from Prinia subflava (tawny-flanked prinia), 2776 nucleotides. RefSeq names its product zinc finger protein ZFP2-like. NCBI's taxonomy places the organism in Eukaryota, Metazoa, Chordata, Aves, Passeriformes, Cisticolidae. Gene Ontology annotation, molecular function: DNA-binding transcription factor activity, RNA polymerase II-specific; RNA polymerase II cis-regulatory region sequence-specific DNA binding. The transcript is spliced from 2 exons. The record is from RefSeq and is a predicted model, not a curated record. Gene Ontology annotation, cellular component: nucleus. Gene Ontology annotation, biological process: regulation of transcription by RNA polymerase II. Bases 737 to 1825 code for a protein of 362 amino acids.